CGCAGGAGAGUGGCAGGAGAACGCAGCCAUCCUGCAUCGGCCAAAGUCCCCGUUCAGAGGCUCCGUAGCCGUUCGGGCUCAAGAGCAAGCAGCGGUGGCCCAGGCAGACGGAGCACCCAGCCCGGGGAGGUGUUGGCGGGGUGCCACCCGAAGCUCGAACACAGACAUCCGGCUGCUCCAAUUUUUGUCGAUGCGUGGGCCCCAGAGGUUUGGACCACUUCCCCGGGACCAGGUUGUCGCCCCGAGUCGUUGUUUGACGCUCCAGAGGCCCGGCGAGGGCCCCCAGAGGCCGAAAACUGCCAAAAUCCCGCCGCUCUGAUUCUUGUUGGAGCGUCGGAUUUCUGGGAAGCGAUGUUGCUGAUGCAGCUCCCGAUCCAGAUCUCCGGCGUCCCCGUCGCCCCGGCGCCGCAGCAGGGCGCCGCCCCCGCGGACCCGCGGAGCCUCGGCGAGGGCCCUGCCCUUGGCGUCGCGCCGCCGCCGCCGCCGCUGGCCGUCGCGGGCACGGCAUCGAGGGGCUCGAAGAACCACUUCAGGGGCCAGUGCCGCCCUUGCCGCUUCCACGAGGCCCCCGAGAAGUGCCCCCGCGGCGAGAGCUGCAACUUCUGCCACUUCCCUCACGGCCCGGAGAAGUUCGCCGAGCUGGAAGCCCACAGUGCCAGGGCCAGGGGGCGCAGGCCGCGCACGAGGACGGGAUCCAGUGAGAGCCAGUCUGGUCAACGGCUUUCCCUGUGCGACCACCUGGAUUUGCCGGGCUCCAGCAGCGGCCGCCUGCAGCCCGUCGGUAGCAGCAGCAUCUGCUUCUGGAGCGUGGGCAAGCUCGCUGAGGCGCCCUUUCGCGGAGCUGCUUGGCGUGACCUCGGCGCCGACGGCGGAGAGCUGCUCAAGGCGAUCCUCCUGAGCGCGCAGCCCGAAUGCUACGACGACUGAGCGGGGCUCUCGGCCGGGGCCGCUGGCCCACGGGCUGGCCCCAUCGACAGGUCCACACGCGACUUGUUGUUUCUUCUAAUAUUUGUAGCUUCUUCCUCCUCCUCCUCCCUCCUCCUCCUCCUUCUCCAUCCUCCUCCUCCUCCUCCUCUCGCCCUCCGCGGCAGCCGCGCCCCGCAGCCGCUCUGGCCGAGGCCGCUGGCCGCCCAGAAGUGUGGCCGACCGUUCCCGUAUCUGGAGAGCGUGCACGACUUCUAGAUGAAGUUUCAUUCACUCGAUCGAUUUCAAGAGGUAAUCGUCGCAAUGCUGGUGCAGAGUCUAGAGCCCUUCACCCAGCCUAAGGUGAGGCUUGGUCGGUGGUUAUUGCUGUUCACCACAUUGGCAGCCUCGUCUCGCGAUAGAUGCGCGAGUCCGAGCAAAGAGCUCGCCUGCACUGUACCCGCUGCACUCACCAAUGAUUCACACAGAGGGCCUCGCGGGCUCGAGGCAGGGCGGCCAAACUCGGGGCCUUCGUUCUCAUGAUGUUUCACGGCUCCCACGGUUCUCGACUUUUCCGCCUCGUCUUCCUCCUAUGUGGCGUUGGGUGCGGCGGCCGUGUUUCGUCUGAUCGCAGCACACCCGCGGCCGUUCCCAGUCAGAGCUCACGCGGAAUGGAUUUGUGCGCAGAAUUGCGGAUUCUGUGAUGAAGAUUCCCCCAGGAAGGGGUCCCGCAGGGGCUGCGUUCUAUGGAGGACGGGAUGC
Prorocentrum cordatum is the source of this 1665-nucleotide messenger RNA. The record is from the annotation of a GenBank genome assembly. Lineage: Eukaryota; Dinophyceae; Prorocentrales; Prorocentraceae.